Molecule: messenger RNA, 2001 nt
Organism: Chrysochloris asiatica (Cape golden mole)
Lineage: Eukaryota; Metazoa; Chordata; Mammalia; Afrosoricida; Chrysochloridae
Product: gephyrin-like
Exons: 23
Coding region: 295-2001 (568 amino acids)
Biological process (GO): glycine receptor clustering; Mo-molybdopterin cofactor biosynthetic process; establishment of synaptic specificity at neuromuscular junction
Cellular component (GO): postsynaptic membrane; cytoplasm; dendrite
Molecular function (GO): molybdopterin molybdotransferase activity
Source: RefSeq, a predicted model, not a curated record
UGCUUUAGGAAUCUUGCAGAAGAUCGAAGUGGGAUAAAUCUCAAAGAUCUGGUUCAAGAUCCUUCUUUGUUGGGUGGGACUAUAUCGGCAUACAAGAUAGUACCAGAUGAAAUAGAAGAAAUCAAGGAAACCCUUAUAGAUUGGUGUGAUGAAAAGGAACUUAAUUUGAUAUUAACAACUGGAGGAACAGGAUUUGCACCACGAGAUGUCACUCCAGAGAAAUUCCCAACAUUCCCAUAUUGUGGGCUCCAGAAAGGGGCCACAAAAGAAGUAAUAGAACGGGAAGCUCCAGGGAUGGCCCUGGCAAUGCUGAUGGGAUCACUUAAUGUUACACCUCUGGGCAUGCUCUCUAGGCCUGUAUGUGGAAUCAGAGGGAAAACUCUCAUAAUUAACCUGCCAGGUAGCAAGAAAGGAUCUCAGAUUCCAGACUCCAUAAUUUCUCGUGGUGUUCAGGUGCUCCCACGAGACACAGCUUCCCUCAGCACUACUCCUUCCGAAUCGCCUCGUGCUCAGGCUACAUCUCGCCUCUCUACAGCUUCCUGCCCAACACCAAAACAAAUUAGACGGCCGGAUGAAAGCAAAGGAGUUGCUAGUAGAGUUGGAUCCCUCAAAGCUCGGCUUCCCUCGUGCUCAUCUACCUAUAGUGUAUCUGAGGUCCAGUCCAGGUGCAGCAGUAAGGAGAACAUUCUUAGAGCCAGUCACAGUGCUGUUGAUAUUACCAAGGUGGCUAGGAGGCACCGCAUGUCUCCGUUUCCUUUGACUUCUAUGGACAAAGCCUUCAUCACAGUCCUGGAGAUGACUCCGGUGCUUGGGACAGAAAUCAUCAACUAUAGAGAUGGAAUGGGCCGAGUCCUUGCUCAAGAUGUAUAUGCAAAAGAUAAUUUACCCCCCUUCCCAGCAUCAGUAAAAGAUGGCUAUGCUGUCCGAGCUGCUGAUGGCCCAGGAGACCGUUUCAUCAUUGGGGAAUCCCAAGCUGGUGAACAGCCAACUCAAACAGUAAUGCCAGGACAAGUCAUGCGGGUUACAACAGGUGCUCCAAUCCCCUGCGGUGCUGAUGCAGUUGUACAAGUGGAAGACACCGAACUUAUCAGGGAAUCUGAUGAUGGCACUGAAGAACUUGAAGUACGAAUUCUGGUGCAAGCUCGGCCAGGCCAAGAUAUCAGACCCAUCGGCCAUGACAUUAAAAGAGGGGAAUGUGUAUUGGCCAAAGGAACCCACAUGGGGCCCUCAGAGAUUGGUCUUCUGGCAACUGUAGGUGUCACAGAGGUUGAAGUUAAUAAGUUUCCAGUGGUUGCAGUCAUGUCAACAGGGAAUGAGCUGCUAAAUCCAGAAGAUGACCUCUUACCAGGAAAGAUUCGAGAUAGUAAUCGGUCAACCCUUCUAGCAACAAUUCAGGAACAUGGUUACCCUACAAUCAACUUGGGAAUUGUGGGAGACAACCCAGAUGACUUGCUCAAUGCCUUGAAUGAGGGUAUCAGUCGUGCUGACGUCAUCAUCACAUCAGGGGGUGUAUCCAUGGGGGAAAAGGACUAUCUCAAGCAGGUGCUGGACAUUGACCUCCAUGCUCAGAUCCAUUUUGGCAGGGUUUUUAUGAAGCCAGGUCUGCCAACAACAUUUGCAACUUUGGAUAUUGACGGUGUAAGAAAAAUAAUCUUUGCACUACCAGGGAAUCCUGUGUCAGCCGUGGUCACCUGCAAUCUCUUUGUUGUUCCUGCACUGAGAAAGAUGCAGGGCAUCUUGGAUCCUCGACCAACCAUCAUCAAAGCCAGGUUAUCAUGUGAUGUGAAACUGGAUCCUCGCCCAGAGUACCAUCGGUGUAUACUGACUUGGCAUCACCAAGAACCACUGCCUUGGGCACAGAGUACAGGUAAUCAAAUGAGCAGCCGUUUGAUGAGUAUGCGCAGUGCCAACGGGUUGUUGAUGCUACCUCCAAAGACAGAGCAGUACGUGGAGCUACACAAGGGCGAGGUGGUGGACGUCAUGGUCAUCGGGCGGCUAUGA